Molecule: messenger RNA, 1126 nt
Organism: Exaiptasia diaphana
Lineage: Eukaryota; Metazoa; Cnidaria; Anthozoa; Actiniaria; Aiptasiidae
Product: protein NipSnap homolog 3A
Exons: 7
Coding region: 77-727 (216 amino acids)
Cellular component (GO): mitochondrion
Source: RefSeq, a predicted model, not a curated record
UCUCGUGUUUCAAAGAUUAUUAACACGCCAAAAAACAGCUGUAAAAUUGCUUAAAAACCUUAGAUCUCUCUCUAUCAUGAGCUCAAACAAGAUCUAUGAAUUACGUACUUAUGAUCUAAAGCCUGAUAAGUUUGCGGACUAUCUCAAAUUGAUCAAGGAAAAGUUUGACAUAAGAACUGCACAUUCUAAACUCUGUGGAUUCUGGACAACUGAUAUUGGUGAYAAAUUGAAUCAAGUUGUUCAUUUGUGGGAAUAUGAUAGCUAUUGUCAUAGAGCAGCUGUGCGUAGUGCACUCACUAAAGAUGAGAGAUGGAAUACAGAAUUCAUACCAUACUCAAAACCCAUGAUUGUAAAACAGAAAAAUGUAAUGUUAAGGCCAGCAUCAUGGUAUCCAGUGAGAGAUCCUGAUGUUACUGGAGGAAUCUAUGAACUUAGACGAUACACUUUUGAUCCAUCCAAACGAGAUGAGAUUGAAAGACUUUGGGCACCAGUCAUUCCUCAUCGUAACAAGUACAAGGAAGCUAUUGGCAUUUGGUUUACUGAAGUUGGCACACUGAAUGAAAUAUACUCCUUGUGGUCUUACAAAGAUGGUGAUGAACGAAGUCAGGCCAGGAAAACUGCCUUUGAAGAUGAAGUAUUGAAAAAAGCAUUGCAUACAGUGGAUGUCCACUUUACAAUGACCAAAAAUUCGCUUCUCCAUCCAACAACCAUUUCUCCAUGGAAUUAAGUAAACAGCCUAGAGAAAGUCGCAGUUAAAGUGUGGGAGAAGUUUGAAAAUAUUUAAUAUACUUUUCCAAUUAACAGGCAAACUAUAUAACAAGGUAUAUUACAGCUAAAUAAUGUGUGUGGUUUUGAACACUAUCACUCAUAAGGGUUGUAUCAGUGGUCCAAAAAACCGACAUCAAUCUAUGACUUUAUUCAUCACUGACUGCAGAACUGGUUUCUUUUUAAAGUAAUAUACUGCAGAAUAAUCACAAGUUUGCAAGCUGUAUUUACCCCCUAGUAUAUGUUAAAGCCUAAUACCAUCUAACACACUGUAAUAAUUGAAUAGUGGUAGCUCUAUGUCUAAAUAGGAACAAUAAAUUAAUUAAUUCUUUURGAAAAUAAAGAUCAUAUCUUUUACCAA